Arabis nemorensis is the source of this 993-nucleotide messenger RNA. Lineage: Eukaryota; Viridiplantae; Streptophyta; Magnoliopsida; Brassicales; Brassicaceae. The record is from the annotation of a GenBank genome assembly.
AUGGUGAAAGGGUCCCAGAAAAUCGUGUCCGUAGAUCAAGACAUACCAAUAAUAGACAUGUCGCAAGAGAGAACACAAGUGUCGAAGCAGAUAGUCAAAGCCUGUGAGACUCUCGGCUUCUUCAAAGUGGUUAACCAUGGAGUUGAUCAAACCAUCAUCUCAAGGAUGGAGCAAGAAUCCAUUAACUUCUUUGCUAAACCGGUUCACGAGAAGAAUUCGGUUAAAUCGGCUAACCAGCCUAAUUUCGGGUAUGGGUUUAGAGACAUUGGUCUCAGUGGUGACUCUGGUGAGAUCGAGUACUUGCUGUUUCACACUAACGAUUCUGCUUUUCUCUCUCAGUUCUCCUUCAGCUCGGCAGUGAAUUGUUACAUAGAAGCAGUUAAGCAGUUGGCUCGUGAGAUCUUAGAUCUGAUGGCUGAAGAACUUCGGGUCCCACCUUACACAUUCAGUAAAUUAAUAUCCACCGUUGAUAGUGAUUCUCUUGUGAGAGUGAAUCAUUAUACACCGUCCGAUGAGUUUUUAGGUGGGACUACUAGAGUGUCUGAUAAAUCUGAGUCACUGAUGAGAGUUGGCUUUGGAGAACACACCGACCCUCAGAUCUUAACAGUUCUAAGAUCUAACGGUGUAGGAGGAUUACAAGUGUCGAACUCAGAUGGCUUGUGGGUCCCUGUCUUUUCUGACCCUUCAGCUUUCUGCGUCAAUGUAGGAGACUUGUUACAGGUGAUGACAAACGGGAGAUUUAUAAGCGUAAAGCAUAGAGUGAUGGCUUCCGGCAAAGAAAGCCGGCUCUCGACGGCGUAUUUCGCCGCACCGCCGCUUCAAGCAAAGAUUGGACCUAUUCCGCCGAUGAUUAAGACGGUGAAUCAGCCACGAGUAUAUCAAACCUUUACUUGGAGCGAAUACAAGAAGUUUGUGUACUCGCAUCGUCUUGAAGAUAGCCGUUUAGACAUGUUCCGUACAUGUAAGGACGAGGAUGAUGAGAUAGUUUAUUAG